CAGGAAACUAUGACACAACUUCAAGUGAAGUGAGAAAAGGACCCCACUUUCACCGCAAACACAAGAGGCAGAUCUAUUGAUAAACAUGUCCCAGGAGAUACUGUUCAUCAUUAUGUUGCUGGUGCAUCACACAACACAGAGUCAGAGAGAAGUUAUAAAGGAUUGCAAUGAAGAUGUUCUGCUUGAGGGUCCAGUUAGCAGGAACAAAGCCUUGGAUUUUUUCUCAUUCACAUGGUAUAAGGGAGAAGCAGCUAUCAUCAGGAUGCGUAAAGAUAAACCACAGGCCUUCAAUUUCUCUCGGGAGGCAAAGUUUGGCGAGAACCUGAGUCUAAUUUUGCCGUUAGUGAAGCCUGAGGAUUCUGGCACCUACAAAUAUAAGAUCGUAGCAAACGUUGGAGGUCAAAACGAGGAAGGCACUGUCACUCUAAGGGUUAACGAGUGUGUGACCCAGACUAAUCCAACCACAGCAACAGCAACAACAACACCGAACUCAACCCAGUCCAACCUGCCUUUAGAUGUCCAGGAGUUUCCACCACAUUGGAGUUUAGCAGGCUACCUAUUAGUGGCCAUUGCAAAAAUUCUUCUAUCUCUGACCUGUAUUCAGAUGAUGCAUGUCAUAUCAACGAGGCGAGAGAAGAAUAGAUUAUACAGCUGACAGAAGAAUUCCUGUGGAAAGAGAAAACACAUCUCAAGAAAAAUGUUUGCUGUUUUAAUUUCUUUUUUAAAUCAAUGUGGGUGUUUUUGUUUUCUAUAUUUUGUCUUAUGUCCAUGCUUUGUUUAACAAUGUCAUCCUGUUUAACCACAAUGUGGCUUUAUAUUUUUAGGGUCAGCAGAGACCUACAGGAUAUCAGGGUUUUUAUUUAGAGCAACUGAAACAGUAACAUUUUAGUCACACUGUUAUAUCCAUUUCAAAUGCCUAUACACUGUACAUGUAGCAUCACAUUUUUUACUUUUUCUUUCUUAUCCUCCACCUGCUACCUUGAAGAUACUAUUGCUGGAUUAAUGCAAUGGAUUACAAUGAAAGGUUCUGUGAUAAGGGAAAAGGUUUAUAUAGUGUUAAAGGGGAACACCGUUGUUUUUACAUUGGCCCCUUGAUUUUACGUUAUUACAUCAUGUUCUACUCACAUGGGAAUCAAAAAUACAUUGCUGGAACAGUAAGUCUGAAACAAGCACGGUGGAAAGGGGAAAGGAAUCGGUCAGGAGCGGAACUAUGGUCAGAGACCCAAGGCUGCCAGUUGGGAACUUGAUCCACAGAAUGGGUAUUUUCUGAGAGGUUAUGGACACAGAUGACUGGGAAGGCUUGGAAGAGGAACAUUUUACGGCAAUAACCCAGAGGUUACAAAGUGCAGAAAACAGAGCAAAAAAACAAUCUUUUGUUUUCUUUUUUUUGGUCUUAUUUUUCUGUGAUUUGUUUAACCUUGUCACCCUGUUUAACCACAAUGUCAACAAAAGCUGCAUUCUUAAAAUGAAAAAGCAUUUCGGAAAAUGCUUUUUCAUUUGAAAUAUGGUAAUGUUUUGCUUCCAUAUCCGCGGUUAUAUUUUUCAUAUUUAUAUCUUUUAAAAAC
Messenger RNA from Cyprinodon tularosa, 1565 nucleotides. RefSeq lists its product as uncharacterized. NCBI's taxonomy places the organism in Eukaryota, Metazoa, Chordata, Actinopteri, Cyprinodontiformes, Cyprinodontidae. The transcript has 5 exons. Bases 86 to 655 code for a protein of 189 amino acids. The record is from RefSeq and is a predicted model, not a curated record.